Symbiodinium sp. CCMP2592 is the source of this 4032-nucleotide messenger RNA. The record is from the annotation of a GenBank genome assembly. NCBI's taxonomy places the organism in Eukaryota, Dinophyceae, Suessiales, Symbiodiniaceae.
AUGCCUGAGAGGCAUGGGAUUCCUUUGUCACGGUCCUUCACACAAUCCGGAGCUGACCAGGCCCUGAAGUCAAGGAGGAUGAGCAGAGACAGGGGCGCUGCGAAAGACUGCCAAGAAGAGAAGAACAGAAGGCUCGCAGAUGUAAUUGAGGUUCUGUCCGUGCCACCGAUGUAUGAGUGGUCGCUUUCUCGCAAUCUCAACUCAUGCUUUGCCCCGAAUUAUCCUGGUCGCCAGGUCCUGUUGAGAGGAGGUGGCAGAGGAGAAAGCCUGUCCCCAGGACGUGAGAGUUGCAUGAGUUCAGAUAAUGCGAGAACUCCGCGGAAAGCUUCAGCUACGUCGGCCUCGCCUGACAAAGCUUCGCCGUCCGAGACCCCCAGUGCCAAGAAAACGGUGCAGUAUGGGCUUGGCAGGUUCUGGAGUCCAAGCGACAAGGACAAACCGGUGCUUGAAGCUACGCUCUUUUCCGGAAAGAGGGACCGCAGGACGACUGAGCACCGAAUACAGGACACGCUGCACAAGCUUGUGACUGAUGGAGUUUUGAAGGUGGAGAGCGAUGCCAGCCUGAGCAUGGAACCUCUGGCCAAACGGCUGAAAGCAUCCAUGACAUCCGGCCGGCCACGCAAGAAUCCGGAGGAGCUGCGAGGCACGGCAGGUGGCAAAAGCAGCAACCGAAGAUAUGCUGGGCAGACCUUGUUGCGACAGGAGAUACCUGUUGCUGUCAAGGACAAAAUGUGCCAGCAGAUGUUGUCGCAGGUGGCUGGUUUUGCAUCGAUGCCUGAGUUCUUUCGGCACUUUGCGGCAGCUUUUGACAUGUCCUUGGACAAGCUCAAAGAAAUGUACAGCCUGAAGGAUGCCUGGGCUGAUACAGUGAAGAAGUUGAACCUCAGCACGAGUGCUUCUGUCUGCCACAAAGCAGCUGGCCUGAAGCAUGGCAAGCGCGGGCAUGCAAAGCCGAGGCUGAGGCAACCUGGUGGAGGACGGAAAAAAGACUGGCCUGAGGCAGUCGAUGCUUGCAAGACCUUUUUGGAGAUGGAGCGUGCCCAUGGGCACACGGUGCUAAAACGCCACCUUCUUUGGCGGUUUUGUGAGGAGGUGGAGAAGCUGGGUGUUGCAGCAAAGGCUGAAGCUAUGGAGAUGAGCGAACUGGACCCACGCAGGCGGCCUUUGCUGAAAAAGGCAGAGAAGGCUCAGCAGCAAGUCAAGCGCUUGCUCAGCAACGACAAGCUGGGUCUUGCAAAAGCAGGUCAGGUGGCUGAGUGGGUUGGGGCCAAGGACUUGUGUCCGAACUUGAAGACAACUAUGUCUGAGAUAGAGCAGCGAGUCUCAGCAGAGCUGACAUGGCAGGCUCAUGAUGCUGACCUCCGUUUGCUUGCGUAUGGCAACGAGGAGGAGUUGAAGCCGUUGUUCGCCAAGCCGUCUGAGUUCAUGGCCGUCAGGAAGCAGACUUUCAUAGGAAUGUCUGACCAAAUCCCUGUCUGGGUGAAGAAGACUUCCUCCAAGGAGCUCUUCGCAGAGUUCGAGCAUGCUGCUCGCCCUCAGUCUGAGGUGAGGAGUGCCACGAGGAACUUGCUGGCUGACUUUGAAGCGGUGUCUGAGGAGCCUGGCCGUUUGUCUCUGGUCGCCCAGCCGCAGCCGGCUGAGUUGUCUCGUACCGGCAAGAAGCACCCGACGACCCGCAAGGACCCGGAUGGGGACAGGUACCGCCUGACGUAUGAGGCCAGGCAAGGCAUCCUGCACUACUUCGACGAGUCCAAAGACCCGGUUGGAGUUGUGCUGCCUGGGAUGGUUAUAGUGGCUGGUGUUCACGCUGAGCUUAGCAACAUAGACGAGCGAGGCCUGUGGCGUACUACCCGUACUUUCCAGUAUGGUGGCCAAGUUAUCCAGCAGAAGGCCGGCAUGAGUGCGGGGCGAACGCUCUACUCGUGGCGACUGCUUCGCCAGAGACGGCCUGAGCUGAUGUCUGAGGUCGAAGUCUACUCCCAACCAGCGGCGAUGGUCGACAGUGUCAUCAUGUGUUGGUGCAUCGCCAGAGCGGCUGAGACCUAUGCAUCUUCGUACUGGAUCCGAGACUGCCUGAAGAGUGCCUUUACGGAGGAGGCUGGGAAGGCACGCUUCGCGGCCCACCAGUUGCAAGGUGUGGUGGCCGCAAAGAUGACUUCGCAACUUCAGGUGACUGACACUGAUUUCAGUUCCCUUUUCAAGAAGGAGUGCCUGAAGUGCAUGGACAACCUCCGCUACAAUGGGCAGAAGCAGACUGAGGGCUCAACUGUCUGGAAACCGUCGUCUGAGGAUAUGCUCACGGCGAUCGUGACAGCUCAGAGAGUUCUGUCUGAGAAGAACCAGCGAGACGGCUGGGUGCUGGCGUCUUGCCGGCGAAACGGGUUUCUUGCUUUGAGACCCACAAAAGAUGGUUUCGUGCGAAGCGACGAGCAGUCGUGGGCGAGAGACCUUCCGCUUGGCUCCAGCCGUAUAAGCAGUGCUUGGCUGACCAACCGCCUGACCCACUGGAUUCUUGGCUGCUGUCAGCUCGAGGGUGCGGCUGACCUGGCAGACCUCCUGGAGUGGGACUUCGUUGACAAGUCUGACAAGGAGAAGACGGACCUCGUCCUGCCGAUUGACGACAAGGAGCUGGAGGCGCCUGAGUGGAGCCAGCUGGCCGGCUUCCAAUUGUCUUUGGACCUGCGCCGCUCACGGUGGCUGAAGGCCAACAAGGAGUUGCACUCUGAAAAAGCUCGCAAAGCCCAAGAAAGACGCGAGGAAAGGAAAAAACUGGCUGAGAUCAGGAAGGAGCUGAGCUUGGAGGAUAGGCAGCUCGUGCGAGAUGCCCUGCACAAGACUUCGCGAAAGGAGGUGUUGAAAGCUAUAGUUCCCCUUGCAGGCCAGGGCAACCAGGCCAAAAACAAGAAGAAGAAGAAGCUGUCGUUCGCCAAAAAGCAGAAGCUGUCUGUGAAGAAGAGAGUGUUGAGGCGGCAUGUUCGUCGUCUGAAGGUGGCUAAACAGCCAUUGCCUGACGCUCCGGCGUCUGCGCCUGUGGCCUUGCCUGAGGAGGCUCCUACGUUUGCACUUGUGGCCUUGCCUGAUGAGGCUCCUCCUUCAGGAGUCUUCCGAGUGGUGUCAGAUGUGCUGGGAGAAUCUUGCUACGGCCUGACGGGCACCUUGCAGAAGGCCACAGCGACUGAUGGGCUGCUUUUGCCGCUCAAGAAGGGGAAGUCCCAGUGGGUGCCGAGGAGUGUUCUGCAUCUGCUGUCUGCUGGCGAACACAAAAAAAAUUGGAAGCGAAAGCAGUUCAGCGUCAGUCGGGAGAGGAAACAAGACAUGCUGCUCAACAUGGGGUGCCUGAGGCUGGACAUCGAUGGAGCAGAGGAGGUGGACAAUGUGGAGAUUGUGCAGCCUGACACACUACCACGUGGCGGUUUGCGAGACCAAACCAUGGCAAUGGGUUGGGAAGCCAUACGGUGGGCUUUGGGCUGCGACGAUUCUGUUGUGGGCGUCAAUCCUGUCUUGACGCAUUUUUUCUUGCAGCACCAGCAAUACGAGGCUGACCCCGAACACGGCCCUGUGGUGACUGAGCUGCACCGACUUCUCAGCACCGACAAGCUGUUCUUGUUUCCCGUCUAUGCAAGCCACCACUGGACGCUGUUGUGCGUGGACAAGCGAGCUGCAGAUGUACGUGUCAAAUACUUCGACUCGUUGACUGAACUGCAUGAGCCCACACGGGCGAAGGCUGAGCAGCUUUUGGUGUCCUUGCUGCAUGAUCGUGCACAGCAGUGGCUCCCCUUGACCAGGCACAACCUGAGAGUCAGACAGACCCCGGGCAAAGUCAGCUGUGGAUUGUUCGUGCUGUCUUGGAUGGAGUCUGAGGCGGCUGAUGCCGUAGGCUAUGGACCAUGUGCUCCAGAAUGGCCUUCCACCGCCGUGGUUACAUGGCACGAAAGACUGAGGAAAAUCAGUCUGCAGCUUGUGGCUGAGAAAGCCAAGUUCGAAGGGGAACUGCAGAAAGAGCUUGAGGCAAUCGUCAAGGCCGCACAAUGA